UAGUUUUAUGUGAGGAGUUGGAAGAGCGAGAUUUUUUAUUAUUUAUUAUUAUUAUUUGUUUGUUUAAUCAGUACAUUUCAUACAUAAAAUUAGACUAAUUAAUAUUAAUUAUUUUUUUGCAUCUUGCAUUGAAAAGCAGUUCUGCAUACACCAGAGGCACCUCGUUUUGUCCAUAUUGUCCUAAACCUCCUAUGUGCCCAUUUUGUGGAAUAGCCCUUUGACCCGCCCCCUGUGACUUCCAGUGUUAAGCUGAGAUCUUGGUAACAAGGCGAGAGUUGUAGGUGCUCCAGCAUGGAUAUGAAAGAAGCGCAUAAAUCAACGUUGUCGGGGACAGUGAGCACGAAGAGGGCCGUGUUGUGGGGGAUCGUUGCCGUCGUGGUUGUUGCCGUCGUGGUAGGAGUCGCCGUUGGUGUCCCUCUGUCGAAGAAGGACGGUAGCGACGGACAGCCUCUCGUGAGCCCGGACGGUUCCACCAUAGCUCCUGGGACGGAUCUCUACAAAGCCAUACAGAUCUUGAACCAGUACCCUCUCGUUGACGGCCACAACGACUUGGCUUAUCAAUACCGGAAGAAUGCUCAGAACAAGGUGCAAGAAGUUAAUCUUAAUAUGGACAUGCGCAAGAAGUGGAAUAUUUCUCAUACGGACAUACCACGACUGCGAACCGGAAGACUGGGAGCGCAGUUCUGGGCGGUGUACACCAGUUGCACCGCACAGUACAAGGACACUGUCCGCAUAGGUCUUGAGCAGACAGACACGGUUAAAAGGUUCGUCAAGAAGUACCCCGAUACGUUUCAACUCGUCACCACCGCUGAUGGUAUACUUGAUGCCCACAAAAACAACAAGAUUGGAAGUCUGAUGGGUUUGGAGGGAGGUCACGCCAUCGACAGCAGUUUAGGAAAUCUGAGAAUGUUCUAUGAGUUGGGAAUCAGAUACAUGACUCUCACCCACAGCUGUAACACGCCCUGGGCAGACAACUGGAAAGUGGAUAUUGAUAAUACGCCAGAGUUUGAUGGAUUGUCUCCAUUUGGUGAGAAAGUGAUUAAGGAGAUGAACCGACUGGGGAUGCUGAUUGACCUCUCUCACGUGUCGAAGGCCACCAUGCAGGACGUGCUCAUCCUCUCCGUCGCGCCCGUCAUCUACAGCCACAGCUCCGUGUUCGCCAUCUGCAACCACUACCGCAACGUGCAGGACGACGUCCUACAGAUGACGAAAACCAACAAAGGGGUGGUGAUGGUUAAUUUCUACAGUGAUUACGUCAACUGUCCACCGAGAAACGACACCAAAGCUACACUGUCAAAAGUCGCCGAUCAUAUCGACUACAUCAAGAAUCUGAUCGGAGUCGACUACGUGGGCAUUGGUGCUGACUACGACGGCGUCACAAGAGUACCGGAGGGAUUGGAAGACGUCUCCACAUACCCUAACCUGUUCGCAGAACUCAUCCGCAGAGGCUGGAGUGAUGAGGACCUGAUGAAAUUAGCGGGCAAAAAUCUCGUCAGGGUCUUCAAGGCAGCCGAGAAGGUCCGGGACGACAUGUCGAACAUGCCUCCGUAUGAAGACCUCAUUCCAAGCUCGGCCACCGCUAACGAAACCUGCAGAACACACAUAAAUAUGGAUAUGGAAAUGACGGACAAGUCGAAUUCGCAGUCUCUUAUCUUUGAGAACAGGUCCGGAGUGUGUCGUAACAGGAGGGUGGUGUGGGGGAGCCUCAUCGGCUUCUCGCUGGGCGCCGUCAUCGUCGGUCUUGCCGUCGGCGUCCCGUUGUCGCAACGAUCGUCGGGCGCCGAGUCCUCGGUGGUUGGUUCUGAUGGGUCGGCGGUUUCUCCGGGAACCAGCCUGUACAGGGCUAUACAGAUACUGAAGGAGUACCCAUUAGUGGACGGACACAACGAUUUGGCGUGGCAGUACAGAGUGAAAGCCCGAAAUCAAGUCCAUGACGUCAAUCUCAACAUGGACAUGCGCACAAGCUGGAACCUCAGCCAGACAGACAUUCCACGUCUGCAAACCGGAAGAGUAGGCGCGCAGUUCUGGUCGGCGUUUGUCCCAUGUUGGACAAAAUGGAAGGACGCGGUCCGACAAUCGCUUGACCAGAUAGAUACUGUGAAGAAAAUUGUUAACAAAUACCCAAACAUCUUCCAGUUUGUAACGUCAUCAGACGGAAUACUGGAUGCCUACAAGGCUGAGAAGAUCGGAAGCCUGCUGGGACUAGAGGGAGGUCACUCCAUCGACAGCAGUUUGGGGAAUCUGAGAAUGUUUUACGAUCUGGGAGUCCGAUACAUGUCGUUAACACACACCUGUAACACACACUGGGCCGAUAACUGGAGUAUGGACAUAAUGAACAUGACACAGUUCGGCGGUCUUUCAACAUUUGGCGAGACGGUGGUGAGAGAGAUGAACCGACUUGGUAUGAUCGUCGAUCUGUCGCACACGUCCAAACGUACCAUGGAAGACGCCGUCGUCAUCUCAGUCGCCCCCGUCAUCUUCAGCCAGAGCUCCGUGUUCGCUAUCUGCAACGACUACCGCAACGUGCAGGACGACAUCCUACAGCUGAUCAAAACCAAUAAAGGGUUGGUGAUGACAGCUUUCUACACUGAUUUGAUUAACUGUCCUCCCAAGAGCAAAACGACGGCCACGCUAUCUCAAGUUGCCGACCACAUUGAAUACACUAAGAAUUUCAUUGGUAUCGAUCAUGUAGGCAUUGGAUCAGGUUUUGACGGUGUCGAAAGACUCCCCGAGGGUCUAGAAGACGUGUCUAAAUACCCGCACCUGUUCGCCGAAUUGAUUGACAGGGGGUGGAGCGACGAAGACUUAAUGAAGCUAGCUGGCAAAAACCUUGUUCGAGUUUUCAAAGCGGUAGAAAGGGUAAAUAAUUAGAUGUCCAAUAUGGCGCCCAAUGAAGACCUAAUUACAGAUCUCCCUACCAUGUACUGCAGAACGUCAUUUUGA
Messenger RNA from Gigantopelta aegis, 2943 nucleotides. RefSeq lists its product as uncharacterized. The transcript has 20 exons. Gene Ontology annotation, molecular function: metallodipeptidase activity. Gene Ontology annotation, biological process: proteolysis. The record is from RefSeq and is a predicted model, not a curated record. Lineage: Eukaryota; Metazoa; Mollusca; Gastropoda; Neomphalida; Peltospiridae.